AUGAAGGAUUUUGUCGACUGUGAAAUUGCAGAGCGUGGCUACUUCUUUGACACCUGUCCCGAUGAAGGGAUAGCACCCCUCGAUGACUUACCAAGGCCGGUCGACCCAUUCAACAUAGAAACUUACUUCACCUCCUGCCCACCUUCUAGCGAUUACAUGUACAAGGAGCCCCUGGCUGCUUCAUCCUGCCACACCCCUUGUAGUCAUGGCAACGGGACGGUCCAUGCCGGUCUCAAUAUCACUUUCAAAGCAGAUCCAUGGACUUCUGAGCAUUUGCAAGCCAUCACGAUCUCGCUGCGAAGUCAUUCAAGCGUUCACCACGUACACUGCGUCACAUUCCGAUUUAACGGAAAUGGACUUUCGCAGGCUGCAUUGGAACAGGUAUAUUGAUUUUUCUUUAUUUUCUCAUGGAUUCUUUGUAGACGAUAUCGUUGUGUCAGUGCAAGAACACCCUUGACACCACGCUUUUGCGCGUGAAUGCAAAAACGCCCCCUGGAAGCACGCGAAAAUGUGUUGCUACAGGAGUUCCUGCAGCGACGCAACAAUAUCUUUUCUUUGCAUCUCCUUUUCAACUAUUGUUUUCAUCAUUUAAAUUAAUGUAAAAUGUGGAAAAUAUAAGUGGAUGAUGAUACAGGAGAGAUAUGUAUUUUUACAUGUAUGUUUACUGAGGAAUAUUCUAUAUAAUUCUGCUCGGUGAGUUGUUAAGUGAUAUACCUUUGGCCAAUCUGUUGCAUAGGCGACAAACACUUGUUUUGCCAGAACUGCAUGUUGGGCUGGUUGCUAUGUUGCUGAUAAACAGAAUGAGUUCACCUUUGAAAUGAAUUUUCGAUGGAGUUCAUUGUGGGUGGAUAUUGGAGCAUCAGGCUUGAAUGGUUUGGCUUUCAAAACACCUUAGUGGUGAUUAAUCAUUAUUAUUAUAAUAAAUAUAGUGCUCUGUGGGAAUUGAUAGCAAAGACAUGGAUUUGGGAUAUUUUUAUUUUACUGAAUUAUUUUCUACAUGUGAAAGGCAGGGUUUGGGGUAUGAUUACUUUCGUGAAGAACAAUCUAAUAGGCAUUGGUGAUUGUUCAUUUUAAUAAGGAUAUCCUUAUAAACAAUGAUUUGUGUAUUUUCAAUGAAAAUUUUGGGCAGCGUUUCACUCAUUUUUGGUACUUUGGUGGAUGGAAUUCUGGGAUAUAAAUUACACACAAGAUGGGAUGAUACAAGCAUUAAAUUGCCUGUUAAACUCAAUCUGGUCAAAGGAAUGACUUGGGUCAUUGAUAAUCACUCAGUUAUUUGUGUGGAGAUUAAAUCCUGUAAGAAUUGAUUUUUUAAAAAUAUUUUUGAUUCCCCCAUUUUGUAAGGAAUUUCACAGAAUAGAUCUAUUUUACUCCAAGGUCUACUAUAUAAUGAGAAGGCGAAAGGCAGUGUUCUUUCUAACAUCUGUGAAUACCGUUUUGAUACAGUGGUUUAUAUUCAGAAAAUAAUUUCAUCAUAUAUGUUGAAAAAAGAUUAGAAAGAAUAUUUCAUUGACUCUAUUAGAAAGAAUAUUUCAUGGACUCGUUUGACCAGUCUUGUGAGGAGUAAAACAUGUUUAAAUAACAUGAAAUCAUAUUCAAUUGUUUCUAUAAGGCUCCACACUAACUUUUUUUCUUGGUGGCCCAAUCGGUCCAUCAAAGCAAUAAAUUUCAUAUUUUUGGUGGCCCGCAAAGAAAAUUUAGUGGCUCUAACAAAAUGUAGAAAAUAUUACAAUUUAUCAAAACAUUGGUAGCCCAACAGGGCCACCAAGUGUUGGCAUUUACAGAAUAUUGGUGGCCUGACUCUCAUUUUUGGUUGCCCCGGGCCAUUGCUAAUGUUGAGCCCUAUUAUAACAAACAAUGAUUUAAAUGGUAUAUCUAUUUGAAAUCAAACUAUUGGCCUAUAUUUCACACACAAUUAAGGUUUGGAGGUUAGGAUUGAUAAUGGUAUGUUGAUUAAAAGGGGAAUCGUUACUAUAGUCUUCAUUUACAAAAAAAGAAAAUGGCUGUUUUAUCAGAGAUGACCAUUGGUUAGUCUUUAUUUUAUUUUCCUGCUUUUUCUAUAUCAUGUAUAUUUCCUAGAAAACCUGUCCCCCUUUCCUCCACAGUCCCAUAGAAACAAAUACCCCCAUAGAUAUUAUCUCACCAAAUAAUACACAUUAAUCUGAUUUUCCUGCAAUUCAUUCAUCAGGAUAGAUAUAACAUGCAUCAUGUAAAUUUAUGUAGAAAUCCUUGUCCACUUUCCCUCCAUAGUCCUAUAGAAACAAUGAAAUACCCCUUUACGCCCCCCCCUAGUCUGCAGACACAGACCCUGAUUGAAACUUUGAUCAGCAAGUGUGUCUCCACGCAAAGACUAGCAAAUUCAAAGCUUGCUGUUUCGGGCCUUCUGUACACAAGGCAUGGGUAGGCUGCACAUUCAGACCCUUAACUCGAGUGAAAGGUUUGCACAGCAGACUACCCCCCCCCCCCCGCCCGAUAUAUCUCACUGAAUAAUACACAUAAUGCAAUUCAUCUUGAGAGGUAUACAAUACAUCAUGUAUACAUAAAUCCUGGUGGGUGUUUCAUAAAGAUGUUCGUAAGUUAAGAGCGACUUUAAGAAUGCCUGGUGAACCUUUCUUAUGCGCUUGAUAAAUUAACAAUGAAUAUUUAAUGGUGAACAUCAUUUACCACAAGAAAGGAUCAUUAGUCGUUCUUAAAGAUAAAUUCCAGUUGUGGGGACGAUCUCAAAAAUUACUUUUCACAGAAUUUAAUAUAAUGAUCACCAAAGUGUCUGUUUGUAUGAAUAAAAAAUAUGUGCCAAAGGAUUCUGGAAGAAAUUGUGUAAUUGCUGAGAAAUAAGCAAAAUAUUCCAGCAAUAAUAAUACGCUGUCCCACGUGUGCCUAUCUGUGUUGGCGAUCUUCAGUGUGAUCGUUUUUUAGCUUAGAUAUUAUGAUUUCACAAAGUUCAGUUUAUGUAACUGUACCAGAUCUAGAUCCACGAUGAUAUAGUAAUACUUAAUCUUGGUUUUACAGACUUUCUCACGAAUCAGUAUUUUACUGCAACUAUACUGUCAUUUAGCUUUAAAGUCGCUCUUAACUUACAAACAGCUUUAUGAAGUGGCCCCCUGGCCUUCUUUCCCUCCAUAUAUACUCCCUAGAUCAAUCUCACCAAAUAAAUCUGGGUCGAAUUUCAUAAAGACUAAUGAUAACAAAUGAACAAUUUCUAUAACAAUUUUACUAUCAGCCAAUCAAAUUGAUGGAUUUCAGUAGCUUCAGACUGUUAUUGUAAAUUUUUAGUAUAACAAGUUUUAUGAAAUGAACUCCAGGGGCCGGUUUCAUAAAGGAUUUACAACUGUUGUAACUUUGCCAUUAUAGCAACUACCAUGGCAAUAGGGCUCAGUAGCCAGUCAAAAUCAAGGUUACCAUGGAAGUUGUCACAGUGGCAAAGUGGCAUUAGUUAUAACUCUUUAUGAAAUAGCCCCCAGAUUUAGCUGCAAUUCGUGGUUUUUAAAGUGAUAAUACCUCAUUUGGGCUCUCAAAGAAAUGAAAACUUUUCAUAGUAGAAAUAAAAUAAAAAAGAAUAAGAGGAAGUAAAAAAAUCAUCUCAAACAAUUUCAUUGCAAGUUUUGUCCUGGUUUUGAGUUGGAGUCAUACAUGUUAAAUUAAGAACUGUUUAAAAUGAUUCAAUUCCUCAAUAAUUCUUUGCUUUUGGCCAGCCAACAGUGAGUUCUAUAAAAUCAAUCACUGGAAAUAGUCUGAAGUAGAAUAUAAAAAAGGUAGAAACUCACAUCAGGACUCUAAAUGGAGUUUAAUUCAUUACUUUAUGUAAUGCAGGGAGUGGCUGUCAAAUUGUAAAGUAAAAUGCAAAUAGAACCCAUUUUUUAGGGGUUACAUGUACAUGGCUAGUGAACCGAAAAACAUGAGUGAAAUAAAAUGAAUAUGUCAAAGGUCUAGAUAAACUUAUUAUUAUUUUCUGUUUAUUAGGUAAACAUGAUUUUGUAUGACAGUGUUAACAAGCACAUCUUUCAUGUGUACUGUUGACCAAGUCGCAUCCUGUUUGAAAAAUACAGAUUUGCCCAGUCAUUGUGGCAUUGUGGAUGGUUAAUAGUAAAUGAGAAAUAUUUGCUGAUUAAUACAUUUACACUGCAUACAACUUGUAUAGUUCUUCAAAAAAAGGUGAUGUAAAUGAAUUGCCACAAAUUCAUCAGGUCCAGCCAUUUGUUCAGCAAUGAUAAUAAAUUUUAUUUUACAAAAUCUACUGUACAUUAAAAAAUGUUAUCAACAGGAGAAGUUAGUUCAAACAGUUAUAGAAUUAUUCUCCUCUUUAGUCACACGGAAAAAUGGGUGGAAAAAAAUGGAAAUGUUUCUAAAUGAUGAAAUUUUCUUAAAUUGUUGUCUGUCCCUAAUCCCCUAAAAAAAAAUGGAAGACAAUGUGUCUAUGAACAAGAACUUGCUAAAGUUGAAUGAUACGUGUAUUUAAUCUUCAAAUUAUUUCAUUGAUUUCUAAUUUAUAGUUGUUUAAAAAUAAAUUAAAUACUGAUUAAGUUGUGAAAUGUGAAAGACAAUGGGAAAUCAUAUAAAUACUUUUCUAAUGAAUUCUCUCUAUUUCAAAUCCUGAUACAUGAUUGUUGGACUCAGGGGGAAAAAUCUUAAUAUUUGAAGUAAUGAUGCUACGAUUCCAAAUAAUGUUUCUCAUUUUCACCGAUCUUUAUUACCUGAAUGUAAUCAAAUAAAAAGGAGCUACUCUUGUCUGGGCAUGGGCAAGUGGGCUUGCAAGUAACAAGGCUGUUAAUCUAUUUAAUCUGAAGUUUAUUGAUUUCAAUGUCAUAUCAACUUACAGAAGUCCUUUCCAUAUACUACCUUCUUAAGCACCAUUCAUUUUGAUCUGAGUUGUUUUAGUUACUCAUUAACUAUUAACAGGACUGAAUGUAAACACAGAGAAGCAGUUAUGUUGUCAUGUUAAUUUUUUUAUAAGUAUAAAGAGAUUUUAUAAAACAAGUCUAAAAUGAUUUAGAAUCCAAUCCAAUUCAGGAUUUUGUAGAGUGCCAAUCAGAGAUGCUGAUGAGACAGCAAAACCACCAAGACUGAAAGAUUAUAUCGUAAUACUGAAGAUAUGAAAAUGUCUAAAAACAAUUUAAAGGACAUGCAAAUAGAUCAACUUUCCAAGUUAAAUUGUUAAGGCUUUUAACCCUAUAGCACCUGAACCGCCCGAGACCGCCCUUCCUAUUACACACUGAACCGCCCUUAACCGCCCGUACGUUUUCUUUGCGCUAUAGUAUCUCUUGUCUAUGAUUUACCGAGGUAAUAUUGCGUGUGCAUACCGUAUAGGUUGGCUGCUAUAUAGAUCUGCAUAGAAAAGUGUAUGCUCCUAUUGAGUAUAAUAUAGAAAAACCGAUUGACAUGCAUCGGUGUGUAGCAAGUUCCAGACUGUUGCGCAGUCGAUCUCAGCAAAGAUGGCUGCGUCCAUGUCUCGGAAAACCACUUACUUUGCCGAAGAAGCUCGGGCGUUGCUAUAUGUUCAUCAAAACGUUGGAUAUCACACAGAGUGACAUCUAGAUGUGAGUUGGAAUUAAUUUUUGACAUAUUUGAUCCAAGAUUUGGCGAAAACUUUUGUAUUCUGUCAGUGCUGCUUGUAUUAUUCUCCGCAGGCAGCAUCCCUAGGUAUUCUGGAAGAUGUGUAAAAAUGGAACAAUGUAACCAAAAUGACCUCCAUUUUUUAGUGAAAACCUUUAUUCAUUUAUUAAUUAUUUUUUUGAGGGUGGGGGGCUUUUCAAAUUUCUCGGGUCCAAUUCGACCUCCAUUUUGUAGUGAAUAUCUUUUUUUUUUCUUUUGCUUUUCAUAUUCACAUCAACACCCCCAGUAAAAAAAUGUUCCCUGGGCCCUGCAGUCCACUGUAUGUAGAGGAGUAAAAUACCAAAUGACGCAAGUGUUGUGUAGAAGUCAGCGAUUUUUCAUUCACGAUCAUUUGAAUCAUUUUCUUAAAAAAGAGUGAAUAUCAGAUGAUCUCUUUCACAGGUAUUUCCAUGGAAUUCAGACGUAAUGAGACUUUAUUGUCUUUAUUUUUAUCAGUCUUAUGCUGGGUGAUACCACUAUCGAGCUAAAGGUAAUCUUCAGACUACUAAUUAAUCUGAUUGCCAACAAAAUGGUCACAUCCGUUAAACACUAUUUCCUGGAAACGUUUAACUAUUAGGUGGUCAUUAUUUGGCAAGUAGGCCUGUCUUUUGCAUCUAUCAUAGGUGCUUUCAUACCCACCCAAUAAAAAGAAAGAAAUAACUGUAAAUUAUUAGAACUUGAUCAGGUCUCAAAAUACUUGCAUGCAUUCACACCUGUCUGAUUGCAGAUUUAGUUCUCAUCAUAAAGCAAUAUGAAGUUAUGCAUUCUCCAUACCCUACAUGUAAAUAAAAAAAUAUGCUUUCGCACUGCAAAAAAUCUUGUAAUUUUGAAAAGUCUGUCUGAUUUGUUGGUUUUUUCCUUUGGAGGAAUUUACGAGUACUUGUAUUUCAUCCUAGAAAAUUACCAGGGCCCCAUCUUACAAAGAUUGUAACUCUAGACUAUAGAAAUCCAUCAGUGUCAACUUUUUUCUACAGGAUGUCUGCACAAUGUCCUUUCAUUUUUGUAAACAAAGAGAAGCACAGUGAAUUUUCAAGAAAACAAUGAAUGCAUGAAUAUACAUCAUAGUUGGAAAAUAUUUUUAACUAACAUGAAUAAUAUAUGUUGACGUUGCUGGCCGUCCAUAGUUGUGAUUGAUCGGAUCAAUCGCAACUCUUUGUAAGACGGGUCCCUGGUAUUUUUAUGCGAUUGGGUGGCUACAGUGAAAUAAGAUGGGCUUGUUGAAUGUGGCAACACCACAUGAAACUGAAAAGAUGUGUUUUAAAGGGGAAUCCAACCCAAAUAAAAACUUGUUUUUAUAAGAAAAAGAAAAAUCAGACAAGUUGAUAGGUUAAAUUUUGAACAAUAUUGGACAAACAACAAGAAAGUUAUGAAUUUUUAAAAGUUGUAAAUAUUGGUAAUCACUAUACUCAUGGAGACUUCAAAUUGGCCGCAUAUGGGAUGUCAUAGUGAUGUAAGGCAAGGACUACUCUUCAAUGUACUCCAAUACAUAUUAUGGCUAAAAUGUCGUUUUUCCCAAAAGUUUAUUUCAAAUUAUAUUUUUCUUUCAUGAGGACAUUAAACAAUAUACAACCUGGGUUAUAUUUAGAUUACUGCCCCAGGGGAAUGGGAACUUAAGAGAAAACCACAAAUCCCUGAUAAUAAAGUACAUGGUCUAUGGGAAAGUUGUCCUUGCCCCUUGUCAUCAUUUACUUACCCAGUUGCCAAUUUGAAAUCUACAUACUAUUAGUGAUCUCAAUUUUAAAGCAGCUAUAACUUUCUUAUUGCUUGUCCGAUUUCUUUCAAACUUUCACCAUUCUUUUUAAUUUAUUUUUCUCCUUCCCAACACAACAUUUUAUGGCCAAGGCUGGAUUCCCCUUUAAAGAUUUUUUGUUACCAGAGAAAUUGGAUAUAAACACCUGUUUGAUGUUGUUUAUCAUAUCAUGAUCAUAUCCUUUGUAGAAAUAAAAUUUUAUAGUGGAGGGGGAAGACUUCCCUCUGCCAUUCUAGGAAGUCCACGCUUUAAUAUCAUUACUCUGCCAGCAUUUCGAGAUACCCAACUGGCUGAUUGGGUGAGAUAGAUCAUAAGGCGGUGCUGCACCAUCCCGAGUUUGCCCAAUCUCGAGAUUUUAGCCCGAUCAGCCCUCUUCGCGAUUAAUCUCGAGAUUCAAGAAACCCCGUCUCCACCAUCGCAAGGAGAGCGAUUCCUGCUCGAGCGAGGCAUCGAUGCAUUAUGGUCUGACGCCGUGAAUAAAUAAUCCCGAGUGCAAAUAAUCCCAAGUUGACUUGGGAUUGCAAUCUCGAGAUUAAUCCAACGAACUAGCGCGAUAAUUGCGUCUCCAUUGCAAAUAAUCUCAAGAUUGUUCAGAUCGGGAUAAUUUGCCGGAUCAGAAAUAGCGCGCUAAUUUGAAAACUCGGGAUGGUGCAGACGGCCCUAUAGAGGUGGUCAGUAAGCUAUCAUUGAGCUACCAUAUGGUCAACCAAAAUGAACAUGAUAGAUCUCAUGCAUGUAUUU
Molecule: messenger RNA, 8077 nt
Organism: Lytechinus pictus (painted urchin)
Lineage: Eukaryota; Metazoa; Echinodermata; Echinoidea; Temnopleuroida; Toxopneustidae
Exons: 4
Coding region: 1-390 (129 amino acids)
Source: RefSeq, a predicted model, not a curated record